AUGUCGAGUGAAGCCCAGAGGACUCAAAGUGAAGAGGACAGCUCUGGAUCUGAUUUAGGGUCAGAGGUAAAACUGAGGUGUCAGAAGGGAAUUCCAGACUCGCUCCGAGCAAAGUGCUGGCCACUGCUGUGUGGAGCCAACGACCGGAUGAGACAAAACAAAAACCUCUAUGAGUCUUUAGAUUCACAACCAGGUCUUCAGAGCUGGGUGGAUAUAAUUGAGCGAGAUCUGGACCGACAGUUCCCCUUCCAUGAAAUGUUCCUGUCCAAAGACGGACACGGACAGCGGGGUUUGUUCCGGGUGUUGAAAGCCUACACUCAGUUCCAGCCAGAGGAGGGUUACUGUCAGGCCCAGGGCCCGGUGGCUGCCGUGCUUCUCAUGAACAUGCCUGCUGAGGAAGCAUUCUGGUGUUUAGUUCAGAUCAGUGAGCAGUACCUGCCUGGAUACUACAGCCCUUCGCUGGAGGGAGUCCUGUUCGAUGCAACCAUCCUGGCCUGGGUUCUGAAAAAGACAUGUCCAGCUGCACACAAACAUCUGCAGCAGCACGGCGUGGAGCCUCUCAUGUUCGCCACCGACUGGCUGAUGUGUCUAUUCACGCGUCACCUGCCCUUCAACACACUUAUACGAGUCUGGGACCUCUUUUUUUGCUAUGGUGUGCGGGUGCUGCUUCAGGUGGCGGUGGUGCUCGUCCGUCGGGUCCUGGGUCGGGCCGAGCAAAGGAAAGAGUGUGUGGGACAGAUGGAGACUUUGGAGAAGCUGAGGGGGGUAAAAGCCCAGGUCCAGGAUGAAGAGGACGCUUUCAUAGAUGAGGUGUGUUCAGUGCCGCUUUCGAGCAAAGACCUGGAGAAACGGAUAGAGAAGGAGCUGGAGAAGUGGAGGAAAGACAAACCCUCGUCCACCUUUGACCCCAGGGGUCGCUGCCACGGGUUUCGGAUGGCGUGGGCUCGGGCUCGGCAGAGGGAAGAAGAACGAGAGAGGAACCAGAGAGAAAAGGGGAACCUGUCCGUCCCUCUGGAGCGUUCCGCCUCCACUCUGUCGCUGUCGCCUUCCCUCCUUCACAAGAGGUGGAAGAAAGGAGGAAAAGUCAAUGCCGGCGACCUGGAGAGAGGCAACAAAAUCGUGAGGCAUCUUUCGAUGGGGGCAAAAGACGACUGGAGGAACUGGACUGAUCUAGAACUUAAGAAGGUGCAGGGCGUCCAGGAGGAAGAGGACGUCCAGGAGGGACACAAAACCAAGACAGAGUUCAAAGAAAAGGAAUCAGAGGAACGUUUAGAAGAACCCAAAGUUGAAAGUAUAAUAAUAACAGAGCACAAAGAAGAAACAAUAACAGUUAAACUGACUAAUAAACAAGACGAAAUCAAAUCCACAGAAGAAGAAAGCCAACCAGGAAGUAGAACAACUUUAGAACAAAAAGAGGAACGUCCAGACAACGAUCAGACUGCAGAAACCAUUUCACACCCCACAGAAGUUUCAUCUCCCAUCAUUCAAGAAACGCUGACAGAUGAAAACCAUCAAACAUCUGAGGAGACAGAGACAGGAGAAAACCAUCAAACAUCUGAGGAGACAGAGACUGGAGAAAACCAUCAAACAUCUGAGGAGACAGAGACUGGAGAAAACCAUCAAACAUCUGAGGAGACAGAGACAGAGACAGGAGAAAACCAUCAAACAUCUGAGGAGACAGAGACAGAGAUGGGAGAAAACCAUCACACAGCUCUGGAGGACAUCCAGACAGAAAAACAGGCAGAAAACAGGACGAACGCAGAGGCGGAGCUCCAAGGAAGCAAAGACUCAGGAGAAGAGACGAUCAAACAAGCUGACGUGAUACCAGAGGAGGAAACUGAAAACACACCUGAAGACCAGGCGGACACAGCUGCACAGGCCCCCGACACGGGAAGUGAGACCGAUCUGGACCAAGACCAGGAUCCUAAAACAGGCCCACGGCAGGAGCAAGAAGAAGUGAUCACAGAAACAAAGGUAGAGACGUUUGAUGAAAAACACCUCAGUGAUGAGUCAUCGGUAGAAACAACAGAAGAGUCCCACGAACAGGAGACAGAAACUCAGGGACCGGUAAAAAACGCAGCUGCACAGGACCGAGUGGAUGCAGGAACAACACGAGCAGACACCGCGACAGAAACAGAAACACCAACGUUGCCCGAGAACGUCCAACGGAGACAGGAAACGGAAACCAAAGGUGCAGAAAGUGACGUAGAAGGACUCAUAACAAACACGCCGGGCGAGACCCCUGAGCCAGACCUCAGAGAGACGGGCACCUGUGCUCCGACAGAGGAAACACAGACAGCAGCUCAGACGAGCGAGGGGGCCGCAGACCGUGUCGCUCCUGCGGGAACGAAGGAAAUUUUAAUGCAAAGUCCAGAGCUGAGUGAGGAGAGCUCGACGCCCGUAAACACCUCUGAAACGAGAGCCCCCGAACGACCAGAGAGUCCUUUCACUGCCGGAGGAGAGGAGGGAGAAGACACAGAGAAGGUUCAAGAAAACACAGCAGGAAAGGUUUUUGAACCGACGCUUACUGGCAGCAACAAACUAACCCAGGACAGAGACUCUCAGGCUGCUAAGGACCGGAGUCAAGCUCCUGGCCGUCGGAGCAGUUGUUCCUCCGGUGACGUCUGCAUCCGCAAGUCGUCCAGCUCCAAGUUAACCCGUAGGCUGUCUGAGGACCUCUUCACCUCGCCGGAGAAAACAACCGUGAUCAAAGAAGUGAAGACGAUCCAAGCCGCUCCGGACGAGACGCCGACGGAGACGCUGCAGCCCGACACGUCCAAACGCUUCGGCCUCCUCCGCAAGCUGAGAGGAGAGACGCCUCGGAAAGACAAGCAGAAGAAGCCCAAACUGCAGGUGCCCAAGAUCCUGAUCCAGGACUUCAGCUACGUGACGGAGCCGGAGAGGCCGACAGAGGACAGACAGGAGGGAAAACUGAGCUCCAGGGAGAGGAGGAGGAGGCGGAGGGAGCAGGAGAGGAAGGAGAAGGAGGGGGAGAGGUUGAAAAAGAAGAAGGAGAGGAGGAAACCGCAGACCAGAGGGAAAGGUUUCCAGCAGGAAGGGAAAAGCUGUGAGGAUGCGGCUCCUCCGGCAAAGACUGGAUCACAGACACUUAGAUUUUCUGCUUCUUAUGCUGAAUCUUACUUUUAAAUCAAACAAAAAGUCUAAAUUUUACUUCUUGAAGAGGCACUUGGUGGGUUUACAAUUUAAAGAUGUAAAUAAAUAAAAACAUUUUUUAACGUA
Messenger RNA from Austrofundulus limnaeus, 3240 nucleotides. It is a transcript of the gene tbc1d10c, whose product is annotated as TBC1 domain family, member 10C. Gene Ontology annotation, molecular function: GTPase activator activity; small GTPase binding. The transcript is spliced from 9 exons. NCBI's taxonomy places the organism in Eukaryota, Metazoa, Chordata, Actinopteri, Cyprinodontiformes, Rivulidae. Bases 1 to 3147 code for a protein of 1048 amino acids. The record is from RefSeq and is a predicted model, not a curated record. Gene Ontology annotation, biological process: regulation of GTPase activity.